Messenger RNA from Eruca vesicaria subsp. sativa (arugula), 1716 nucleotides. Lineage: Eukaryota; Viridiplantae; Streptophyta; Magnoliopsida; Brassicales; Brassicaceae. The record is from the annotation of a GenBank genome assembly.
CUCUCACUAUGGCUAAGAUAACGACACUACUCCUCUUCUUGUUCUUCUUCACGCUCCUCAUCACUACCUCUUUAUCUAAAAAUCUCUGUCACAAAGAUGACAAGAACACACUCCUCAAAAUCAAGAAGUCACUUAACAACCCUUACAACGUCAUCUCCUGGGACCCAAAAGAAGACUGCUGCACUUGGGUCUCCGUUGAGUGCGGCGACGCCACCGUUAACCACCGUGUCACCUCCCUAGACAUUUCAGACGACAAGAUAUCAGCUCAGAUCCCUCCUGAAGUCGGUGACUUACCUUAUCUGCAAACACUCAUCUUCCGCAAACUCUCUAACCUCACCGGCCCAAUCCAACCCACCAUCGCCAAGCUCAAAUAUCUACGUUUCCUCAGGCUUAGCUGGACCAACCUGACCGGUCCGGUUCCUGAUUUUCUUAGCCAGCUCAAGGAUCUUGAGUACAUAGACCUUUCUUACAAUGACCUAUCUGGUUCCAUACCUAGCUCUCUUGCUUUGUUACCUAAACUUGGGUAUCUUGAACUCAGCAGAAACAAGCUCACAGGUCCAAUACCAGAGUCAUUUGGCUCGUUUCCAGGAGAAGUCCCUGACCUUUUCCUAUCACACAACCAACUCUCUGGUUCAAUACCAAAGUCACUAGGCAAGCUAGACUUUUACAGGAUCGAUCUUUCUCGUAACAAGCUCAAAGGUGAUGUAUCAAUGUUGUUUGGUGCCAAUAAAAAGACAUGGAUUAUUGAUAUAUCGAGAAACAUGUUCCAGUUUGAUAUCUCAAAGGUUAAAGUCGCAAAGACAGUUAAUCUCUUGGACUUGAAUCACAAUGGGAUCACAGGGAGUAUCCCUGUUCAGUGGACAGAACUUAGUCUUCAGACAUUUAAUGUUAGCUAUAAUAGAUUGUGUGGACCUAUCCCCAAGGGAGGGGAUCUUCAGAGAUUUGAUGCUUAUGCUUAUCUUCACAACAAGUGUUUGUGUGGUGCACCUCUUCAGAGAUGCAAGUGACGGUUUAAGUGACCAAGCCUUUCUUUAUUACCAUCAGAAAAAAUAAAGUCUUAAAGACAUUAUGUAUUUUUUUCAUGAGGAAUGAUUAAUAAAAAUAUGAAGCAAAUGUGCAUUAGGUGAAUCAUAGCACAUUUUCAAAAUGCAUUUGAUCAAUUGGCUAGCAACGCUCGAGUGGGGCACCACAUAAACAGAGCAAAACCAUUAAAAUGUUUGAAACUUUUUUAAUGGAGUCAAAUAGAUGGAGUGAUAAUUAAUGAAUCUUGAGCCAUUAACUGUUGAUAAAACUUAUUGAGCUAAUUUUUUUUGGGAUAUCAUUGCACUCUGUUCUCAAUAUGAUUGUUGCAGAUCUCACUAUUUGAUGAUCUCUGAAAUUGAGACUCCAUCUCUUUUUUUUACUUUUUUUGUUUUGAACACAAAUUGAGACUCUAUCUCAUAUUCUUUUUUUUUAGCUACAUAUAUUCUCUUGUCUUCCAACUUUGUAAUCCAUAGGAUAUGACACACUGAAAUUUUGUUAUAUACUUAUAUUCUUUGUAGAUUUAUAGACACAUCCAUGUGAGAUUCUAAAUGUCCAACACAUGAUAUGUUUUUGCCACAUUUGGAAGAAACAAGUUUUUACUAGAUUUUCUUUUUUAGUAACAAAAUAAAUGCUUCCUUUGUAAAUUGUCUUUUACUUUAUACAGAGUAAAUAACCACUCAAUUUUCACAUAUU